Molecule: messenger RNA, 1092 nt
Organism: Funneliformis caledonium
Lineage: Eukaryota; Fungi; Glomeromycota; Glomeromycetes; Glomerales; Glomeraceae
Source: the annotation of a GenBank genome assembly
AUGGAUUCUAAAAUAGCUCGCGAUACCUUUGAGUUUUCCAAUAACAUUGUUACUGUUGAUCCCAUCCAGGAUCAAAUUUACCGUUAUAAUAACGACGAACAGGUACAAAUAAAUCAAGAAAAGCCAUGGACUAAAGACAUUCAUUACUUUACAAAAGUCAAGAUUUCCGCGGUGGCUCUUAUAAAAAUGGUCAUGCAUGCUCGUUCUGGCGGAAAUAUUGAAGUAAUGGGUUUAAUGCAAGGGAAAAUAGAUGGUAGCACGAUGAUUAUUAUGGAUGCUUUCGCUUUGCCCGUGGAAGGAACCGAGACAAGAGUAAAUGCUCAAUCUGAAGCAAAUGAGUAUAUGGUUCAAUAUUUAACAACUAUUAGACAGGUGGGAAGAUUAGAGAAUAUAGUAGGAUGGUAUCAUAGUCAUCCUGGUUACGGAUGUUGGCUUUCCGGUAUUGAUGUGAAUACUCAAAUGACAAAUCAGCAGUACCAAGAUCCUUUUGUGGCCGUGGUCAUUGAUCCUAAUCGAACUAUAUCUGCUGGAAAAGUAGAAAUUGGCGCGUUUAGAACUUAUCCAGCGGGAUACAAAGCGCCGGAUGAAGGUCCGUCUGAAUAUCAAACCAUUCCGUUGAGCAAGAUUGAGGAUUUCGGUGUUCAUUGCAAACAAUAUUAUCAACUUGAAAUUUCACAUUUUAAGUCUACCCUUGACACACAUCUGUUAGAAUUGCUUUGGAACAAAUAUUGGGUCAACACACUAUCACAAUCACCUUUAAUUACGAAUCGUGAUUAUUCAGCUGGACAAAUUUCUGACCUUGCAGAAAAGUUGGAACAAACUGAAACGCAAUUACAACAAAGUGGCAGAGUUUCGGGUUUUCCCGGUGGAAUGAGUAGUGGACGUGGAGCUUCCGCUCCCCAAGCUGCUACAGCAACUUCUUCUACGGUUGGAGGUGCUAGCGGUGGUACUGCUACACCCACUCCGGAAAAGAGGAAAGUCGAAGAGAGUCCACUCAGCAAAGUCACUCGAGAUAGUACAAAAAUAACCGUUGAGGCAGCUCAUAGUUUAAUCUCACAAGUGCUCAAGAAUGUUUUAUUUAAUAAACCAUAA